GUGAGGCAGGUUCAUCGUUCUUCGCCGUCCGCGCGCGCGUCCGUCCCAUGGACUUGUGCUUGCCCGGCGUCCGAUGGCUGACGACAGCUGUGUUCUACCCCCUCGAAUCCUUCGCCUCGCAACUGACCCACCCAGUAACCGACGCACGUCCAUCCCGAGAGUCACACUCUGCACCGGCGAGACAUCCUAUCAAGACAACCACAACCACGUCGGCAGGUCCAGGAACUCCAGCAGCUCAGAAAGAAACUUGUCCGAACAAUGGCAUCAAUCGUCGUCGAGCGCGUCGUCGAGGUUGAGAACUGACGAAAGCUCGUCCCAGGCCAGUCCUCGUGUCGUGGUUGUGCCGGCUCUCUGCACAAGCAUCGUGGACCCGCUGGGACCUGACCUGCCGCCCUUAUUUUUCCCGUCCAUAGCCAUUGAAGAGACCGGGACCACAGGUUUCCUCUGUCCUGGGCAGGCGAUGACGACGAGGAGCUGCCGAACUCUGGCGGUCCUCCUGAGGCUACGGGUCAGUCAAAUUGUCCUCGGGAUUGUGACCCUUGUCCUGGGGGCUUCCGCGUGCCUCGACCCCAAGGCCCGGGAGACACUGGCCUUUGGGGUUCCUGCCGGUUCCCUGACCCUUCUAGCUGCAACUGGACAUGUGCGUUCCGUGCGCAGAGAAGGACCCUCGGGACUCCAGCAGAGAUCUUGUCCACAUCUGGGCGUCCUGUGCAUUGCAGUGGUGGCAGCCAUAGCGAAUGUGUUACUUUUGGUCUUGUCUCUGUUGUCCGCCGGCGCCGGUUCGCAGAAUCAAAGAUCCCUUGGAGUUCUCCUAACUUGUGCUACGCUUCCUGUGUUGCUUGUGGAAGCGGCUGCUUCGCUCGUGCGGUGGGCUUGGGCGAGACACAAGUGGACAGCGUGA
Messenger RNA from Ixodes scapularis (black-legged tick), 901 nucleotides. RefSeq lists its product as uncharacterized. The transcript has a single exon. The coding region runs from base 74 to 901 and encodes 275 amino acids. Lineage: Eukaryota; Metazoa; Arthropoda; Arachnida; Ixodida; Ixodidae. The record is from RefSeq and is a predicted model, not a curated record.